Messenger RNA from Stylophora pistillata, 1741 nucleotides. RefSeq lists its product as uncharacterized. The record is from RefSeq and is a predicted model, not a curated record. Lineage: Eukaryota; Metazoa; Cnidaria; Anthozoa; Scleractinia; Pocilloporidae.
AUUAAUCAGAGUGAAUGAAGGUGUUUGAUUAUAAAAUUAAAAAAAGUACUAUUAUUAUUAUUAUUAUUACCAUUUCUAACAAGUGUCGAGCUUCACUACGGGCGCUGCCAGAUCCGCCAUGGGAAAGAAGAAUUUACACAGCGAUUAGAAACUCCCUUGACCUCAACUGAGAAACAGACAUCUUGUGCCACUUGGCUAGUAAUAAUCUUCAUAACGUCCAUUGAUUAUUGAUACCUAGAUGGAAACAUUUACGCGAAGCAAAGUCCACGGAAGCGGUUGGAUAAAUACAACUUAGAGCUGUAUACGAAAACAUAACCUUUUUGAUGAAUGAUGCCUACAUCGUCAUUUUUGGUCAGGUCUAUGUUUUACAAUCUGUAAACCUGGUCUAAACAAAUACCUCUUGUUAUCAUUCUAUUUUCAUACAGCUGGCGUCAUGGUCAAUCUUAGCUGUCUCUCAAGAGAAAGCUGUCAUUUGAUCACAUCGCAUUUCAGUAUCUCCUGUGGCCUGCCUAAGCUUGUUCACUUCCACUGAGAAGCGUCCAAAGGAAAUUCCUUUCGCAAUCGGCACAAUAUUACAACGCCAUAUGAUGGAUUCUAAGAUCGAACUCACUCAGGAGAACAUUUAUUUCGAAAUGGAAUCCAAACAGGAAGGUGAGGCCAGAACCUAUGAUGAUUUAGUCAUCACAAACGACACUCCUCAGAGAAAGCCUAAAGUGAAAGCACAGUCGUAUAAAGAUUCUGAUGCAAUGAAACAUCACCGACUUUUCUUUAUUGGAUCUGCCAUUGCUGUUGCAUCAUUCUUAACGGCCUUUACCACUUUGGUUUUAGGUGUGGUUACGGUGACGGCAAGGAGUGAAGUUACGUCAGGUACAGCUUCAACUGCCCCUUCCUGUGCUGUUGGAAGUGGAAGGGACGAUGGUCAAGAAAUGAAAGUGAAAAUUUCAAAGCUGGAAGAAGACUUAAAUGUCACCCGCUCUCAAGUUCAAAAGCUCAUGAUAGAACUACAAACGCAAAGGAAAGCGAUGGAGAACCUGACAGUACAGGAACAAAGCUGCAGCUACUGCACCGGUCGACCAGGUCCUCAAGGCCCACGCGGCAAAAUUGGACCACCUGGCCCUCCAGGGACCCCAGGACCUAUUGGCCUUAUGGGUUCCAAAGGUACAACAGGACCAACGGGUCCUCAAGGCUUUAACGGUUCUAGAGGCUUACCAGGGCCCCGCGGGACUCCAGGAGCGAUGGGCCCGCGCGGAUAUAAUGCAUCACAAGGAUUAACUGGAUCGCCUGGACCACCUGGAAAGAAUGCAGCUUGGAAUGUGAGCCUCUGUCAGUACAAGAACAAGAAGGAAGUAGCACAGACAGCCGGGGCGUCCGCUAAUGCAAAAGUAAUUCUACGAGAAGAUGAACACCCGGGAAUGAAGAUCAUUGCGGCUACUUGUUCAACGAUCAAUGCUGCAGAGUACGUCUUUGGUGAUGCAAAAACUGACCCCACAACAGGAACUAUCGUGUACAGAUGUCAGUGUAAGGGACAAUCAUCUCUGUUUCUUGGUCCAGGUCCAGACAUGAAGUGCGUUAUUCACUACUGGAUCUGUCCGAUCGGAAACUGAACAAUGUGGAAAAAUAAUCAUUUGACAGUUAAAUAAGCUCUAAGAAAUACAAAUUCAUCAUUUCAUUGUUUACAGUAGUGUAUUUUCUGGUAGCAUUGUAAUCCAUUGAUUCAACGAUACAAAGUUUUUUUUAAUGC